Messenger RNA from Phyllotreta striolata, 1522 nucleotides. NCBI's taxonomy places the organism in Eukaryota, Metazoa, Arthropoda, Insecta, Coleoptera, Chrysomelidae. The record is from the annotation of a GenBank genome assembly.
AUUUAACGAAAAUUGAUGAAAAUUAGCGCGUUUGUUGGUGAUUUUCUAUACAUUUCAGCGAAAUGACUUCAAUUUCUGAUGAAAAACCCAACAUUAUGAUAUCUUUACCUAAAGAUGGAAUUGUUACCGAUGCCGAUAAUCAAAAAUGGAAAAUUGGAAAACUUAUAGGACGCGGUAGAUAUGGAAAUGUAUAUUCAGCAAAAGAUUCCAAAUCAGAUGAAUAUUCAUACGCCAUAAAAAUAAUACGUCAAGGCAACCUACCUUCAUGCAGAGAAGCGAAUUUUUACAAAGCAAUAGCGAAAAGACCUCAAGUUGCAAAUUUCAUGUCGUUAAAAGGACUGAAGACAUUCGGGCUGCCCGCUUGCUUACGGCUCGGAAGUUACGCAUUGAACAAAGCGAAUUACAAUUUUAUAAUCACCGAAAAAUACGGGAAAAACCUGUGGGAAAUAUUCCUCGAGCACGACAAGCGAUUCCCGAAGGCUACCGUUUGUAAAUUAGCUAUACAAAUUUUGGAUGUCCUGGAGUAUAUGCACAAUAAUGGAUUUGUUCACGGUGAUAUCCAAGGAAAAAAUGUUCUUUUGGGCAGCCCGAACGAGCACGAAUGCAACCAAAUUUAUUUAAUCGGUUACGAUUUGGCGACUAAUUGUAAUCUAGACAUAGACGAUGCGACGAGAGUGCCAAAAAUUCAUAGUGAUAACAUUUUGUAUCUAAGUAGAGACGACCAUAUGGGAGUUCAUUCGAAAAGGGGCGAUUUGGAAACGUUGGCCUUUAAUAUGGUGCAUUGGAUCGGCUGUGAAUUACCGUGGGAGAAAGAUUUGCCGAAUAUCAGCAAAGUAAAGGCCUCCAAAUUCGAAAACUACUCGUUUUCUUCGUCGUAUAAAUUUUUUAAAUUGUGUUUUGGCGUCCAUUCCAACGAAGAUCCCAUCGUGAAAUUCAUCGAAGAAAUCACAUCCUUGUCCCAAAUGUCCAUCCCCAACUACUUUUCAUUGAGACAGAUCUUGUUAUCCGGUCUGGAUCCCGGAGAUUCUCUAUUUAAACCGUUUAAAUUCUCAACCGAAGAAACCGAAACGAAAUGCAACACGCCGCAAAAUGACUGCAUUAUAUUAGAAUCCUGUUCCAAUCCUAAUGAAACUUCCAAAUCUAACAUCAAAAAAUCGAAUAGAGCUAUAAGGAAAUUACCUACGGGAAAGAAAAUAAACGAACUUGUACCUGACGUGUCGAUUCGUACUCGAAGAAGACAACAGCAGGUGAAUUACAGAGAAGAUUCCGAUGAAGAAAACUUAUCGCCUACUAAAAGAAACAAGAAUACUGAGAAGCAUGUAACCGGUGAUAGCAUAGAGGAAACUAAUGAACCGGUGGAAAGUUAGAGUAUAUUUGAAUUAGAGAUUAAAGUGUAAAUUAUCUGGGAUAAUAGUUUACAGUUAUAAUGUGUACAUAAGAAUUGUUAGGUAUUCGUUUUAUAUUGAGAAGUUUAAGAGUUUUUUUGUAAAAUUUGCCUGUUUUUUUCGUUAUAAAAUUUCGA